This is a messenger RNA of Misgurnus anguillicaudatus (oriental weatherfish), 1355 nucleotides long. The record is from RefSeq and is a predicted model, not a curated record. NCBI's taxonomy places the organism in Eukaryota, Metazoa, Chordata, Actinopteri, Cypriniformes, Cobitidae.
CACCUAUUGUGAACGCGAAUGCAUGUAUCCGAUUCAUAUCAGAUUUAAUUCCACAUAUGAAUGAGGCCUGAAACUAGCAGCUCACGCUGUAUGAAAAAAAAUUACCUGACUUUAAUUAAGCGCACAGUUCACGCUUUAUGAAGCAGACGCGUGUCCAAUGGUGGUGUGGGAAUCAGAAGAGUGAUUCAUGUUCCGAGGGAGAAACGUCCUCAACAUCAGAAGAUCGACUGACAGCACAAACUCUUUCCUGCAUCACCUGUGGAAAGACAUUCAGCUCACAGAGACAUUUAGAGAGACAUGAGAGAAAACACACAGAACAGAAACUCUUCACCUGCACCAGAUGUAAGAUCAGCUUUACUACCUUACAAGAGAAGAAACUUCAUCAUUCAGAAGAGCACAGAAAGAAGAAGAAGAAGAAGAAGAAGAAGAAGUUUCACUGUGAGCAGUGUGGGAAGGAUUUUGUCUUCUUAUCUCAGCUGAAAGUUCACAUGAGGACACACAGUGGUGAAAAGCCUUUCUACUGCACUGAAUGUGGAAAUUACUUCAACACCAAACAAAGUCUUGAUUUUCAUCAGAGAAUUCACACAGGAGAAAAACCAUACGAGUGUCCUCACUGUGAGAAGAGAUUCAGCCUUAAAACCUGUCUGAAGAAACAUGUGUUUAUACACACCAAUGAGAGACCGUAUCAGUGCAGUAAAUGUGACAAAGCCUUUAGGGAUUCAGGUACAUUAAAAAGUCACCAGAAUAUUCACUUUAAAGAGAAAAUCUAUCAAUGUUCACACUGUGAUAAACAUUUCUGUUAUAAAUCUCAUCUGAUACGCCACGAGAAAAUUCACACUGAAGAGAAACUUUAUUACUGUGUUUGUGGGAAGAGUUUUAAUCGACAUUACAAAUGCUCUCAGUGUGGCAAGACGUUUACUCGGUCAAGUAACUUAAUAAGCCAUCAGAGAGUUCAUACAGGAGAGAAACCUUACGUCUGCUCACAGUGUGGAAGGAGCUUCGCUAAUUAUACUCAUUUCAGAAACCAUGAGAGACUUCACACUGUAGGAAAAUCUCUUCACUGUAGUGUUUGUGAGAUGCGUUUUAAUCGAUAUGACGAUUUAGUGAGUCACCAGAGAACUCAUACAGGUGAAAAACCUUACAAAUGCUCUCAGUGUGAGAAGACCCCAGCAAACAUGUCCCAUUGGGCCCCAGGUGGGGCCACUGUGGGCAAAAAAUUGGGGCCCACAGCGGGCUGCCCCUGUGGGCCCCACUACCGGCGUGAAAUGCGGGGCACGUGUGGGCCCCACACUAUGGGGCCACAAUGGGGCACCAGUGGGACAGCCCAAAGUGUGGGCUGGGUGUGGGCUUACUGA